This is a messenger RNA of Geodia barretti, 657 nucleotides long. Lineage: Eukaryota; Metazoa; Porifera; Demospongiae; Tetractinellida; Geodiidae. The record is from the annotation of a GenBank genome assembly.
UUUCAGCAAACAACGCGCCAGUUUGUUUCAGCUAUGGCUGCUCAGGCCGUGGAAUACUUUAUCCUUCUGACGGUGGCUGGGACACAGCCCGAAGAAUACGAGGAGAACUUCAUCGUCCUGUUCUCGUGGGCCGUCAUCAGCAAGUCAAGGAACCAGGUGUUGACCAAAGAGCAGCUGUACGUGCAGCCCAGUCAGAGUGUCAGUCCGUCCAGCCUGCCUGGAGGGAUCAAGCCUGAGGCUGUCAGUAGCGCUGCCCCCUUGCCUGUCAUUAUCAAGCAGUUCCAUGCAGCAGUGUCCAAGUUGGGCCACUCGUUCAUGCUCCUCUGCCCGAGCCCUCUUCCCCUGCGUCACUUCAUACAUCGCGAGGCUCAGGCCCACGGCAUACAGCUCGAGAACUACUUCUACCAGUACGUCGACAUCAACACCGAAUUCUCCAGGGGCUUCCCCGAUAAUCAGCGCCCCAAUACUCUCGAGGAAAUAGACAGUUCCUUGACAGAGGGGCUAGUCCUCGGGAUCGAUGUUGCUCCCAGCAGUCCCAAACUGGGGCUGGCCGAGCUAAAGAUGGUGGCCGACAUCACCCAGAAACUCAUCAUGCAAGGGCACACGUUUGGUAACCCUGAUAGGAUAAAGAAGGAGAACGACUCCAACGCACCUGCA